This is a messenger RNA of Strigops habroptila (Kakapo), 2932 nucleotides long. It is a transcript of the gene ARL14EP, whose product is annotated as ADP ribosylation factor like GTPase 14 effector protein. The record is from RefSeq and is a predicted model, not a curated record. Gene Ontology annotation, cellular component: intracellular membrane-bounded organelle. The coding region runs from base 789 to 1571 and encodes 260 amino acids. Lineage: Eukaryota; Metazoa; Chordata; Aves; Psittaciformes; Psittacidae. The transcript is spliced from 4 exons.
UCCCUUCCCAGCUCCUUGUGCAUCUCUACCUAAUCUUAGGGGGGGGUGUGAGGAGUAGAGGAGGCCUUGGGACUGUAUAAGCACUGCUCAAGAUUAGCUAAAUCAUCAGGGUGUUAUCAACACCAUUUUCAGUACAAAUCUGGGGCAUCGCCCUGUAUGAGCUGCUAUGAAGAAAUCUCUUAUCUCAGCCAAAACCAGCACAGAGCUUUUUGUCUGAAUUCUGGUUUUGCAUAGUGCGUAGGUGAACAUUAACAUCCCAGUUAGGCUAUAUUCAUUGUAGUUAAGGUUCUCAAAUAUUUUGAAAGCAAAUGAGUUCUUUUGGUAGAAAUUUGUCCUUUAUGUUGCAGUACAAAAUAGGGCAAGAUGAGCUCAGGCUCUGAUAUGUCAGGGCCAGCACUGGAUUUGAAGCAAACUUUGGCAUGGGUGUGAGACCACGCUGCAGUAGCUAGCUUUGUAUUUGGUAAUGGAAUUAUUGUUUAACUUCAAAUAACUGCCCAGUAUUUACAUCAAACAGACACGGCACUCAGUUGGAGGGCACUGCAGAAGCCACAUGACCAUGACAACUGCAGACAUCUAGAACCACCAGCUUCUGUGUAUACCCCGGGCUGCUUAUUGAAAAGGCUCAGGUUGAUUCUGCACAUAUUGGCUUGCCCCUGGUCUACAUGGGAAGAACAACCUAGGGAAGCACUGUUGGACGUGAAUUGCUAACUGAUGGCGAUCUUCAUAGAAACUACUAAAGAGUUCAAAGGAUUCACGUUAGGCAAAGUAAGCUGUUCUGAAAAAGUAAAAUGGAUCCUUGUUCAGUUGGAGUUCAGCUUCAGACUACCAAUGAAUGCCAUAAGACCUAUUACACUCGUCACACUGGUUUCAAGACUAAGCAAGAGCUGUCAUCAUCUGAUCUACUGUUACUUCAGCUUAGGACUGGAAUAACCCUUUCAGAGAACAAUACAAUCUGCUUCCAUCAUGCAAAAAUUUACAUUGAAAGAUUUGAAGACUUGCAGAAAUCAUGUUGCGAUCCCUUCAAUAUACACAGAAAACUAUCAAAGAAAAACUUGCGAGCAAUUGACUUGGAUGAUGCAACUUUUCUAAGUGCCAAGUUUGGAAGGCAGUUUGUACCUGGUUGGAAGCUUUGUCCCAAAUGUAUGCAGAUAAUAAACGGAAGCGUGGAUGUUGAAUCUGAAGAUCGCCAAAGAAGAAAACUUGAUUCAGACGGGCGUACAGCUAAGGCUUUAAAGUCUCUACAGUUUGCUAAUCCAGGCCGACAGACUGAAUUCACUCCUGAGACCAGCAAGAGGGAAAAAAGAAGGCUGCAAACAAAAAAUGCGGCAUUUAAUUCAGACAGGCAAGUUAUACCAGCCAAGAGUAAAGUCUAUGACAGCCAGGGACUACUGCUUUACAGUGGGAUGGACCUCUGCGAUUGCCUGGAUGAAGACUGCCUUGGAUGUUUCUAUGCUUGCCCCAAGUGUGGCUCCAACAAGUGUGGAGCUGAAUGUCGCUGUGACCGCAAGUGGCUGUAUGAGCAAAUCGAGAUAGAAGGAGGAGAAAUAAUUAGAAAUAAGCAUGCUGGUUAGAGUAUAUGCACAUUAUUUAUCCUGAGUAUAUAUUCCAUGCUUUGAUUAAACAUAGCACAUUUGUCAGUGGUUUAAUGAAAGCCAUUGGAAUUUAUCACAAUCCACAUGAUUAAUAUGCUCACUUCCACAUUUAUUUUGAUUAUGGAGAUAUGAUUAUGGAGAUAAUUGUACUACUGUCUUUUUACCCUUCAUUCUACCUUGUACUCAGUCUUGUUAGUCAUCCAAGUAAUCUCUUAUCAAACAGUCUUUCACUAUAUUUAGGUAUAAGGGGCUAAAUUUUCAUGUGAUAUAUCCUGAGCCACUUAUUUGUUUCAUACACUGUUUUGUAGAAUGUACCAUCUCUCACGUAUCCCUCAUUUUUCAUUCUGUAGUUCAGGAUCUCAUGGUCUUGAACCUGUUUUAUGUGAAACACUCUAAAAGUUCUCAAUCAAUUUACAUGCGGUAUUAUGAAAAGUCUCUCCAGUAUUAAUAGUGAAUGCUUCUAUAGAGUAUCUACAAUUCCAUCCCAGCUACAGCUGAUAAACUCAAUCCCAUUCACUUAAGUGGAUUCAAAAAGCAUUUAGGCAUUCAGAUCCCAUCCAAAUUACAGGGAUUUGAGAUAAAGUUAUCCUUAUAAUUCAGGCCUCAUUGUUGAAGUGUUUAAAUUAACAUAUUUUCAAUGCCUUGACAGUUUAUUUAACUAUAGUACUGAUUUGUUAGUUUCCAACACAAUUGAAAUAAUUUUGCUGUAUUUGUUAUCAGUCUGUAUUUAGACUGGGCUGACUGGUACUUCAACAGCCCUCUUCCCUUUUACUUUGUACUUAUUUUUAAGGUAAAGGUUUACAUGCAGCUGAAAUGCAUCUGAGUGUCUGUUCCCAAACCAAGAAUACCCAGACUGCUACAAAAAACCCAAAACAUUUAAAUUAUGUUUGGUUGAUGCAUUAUCUAUCUGCAAAACGUGAAAGUUUUAUAGUAUAACGUGAUUUAUGGAAAACAUUUUCUAAUUGAAAUCUAAGUAACAUUAAGUAUUAUUCUUUGGUAUUUUUGUUGUGUUUUGGAUAAAUUCCCUAUUUCUGGGAUAGACUUGGAAGAUAUGCAUGCUUAUUAGGUCACAUUUAUUCAAGAAUACUGUUAACUAUGGACUUCUGAAGACUUAGUAAGUCUUAGGAGGUACCCCAGUGAGUAAAGCUGUAUAAUCUUGCUGUUUGUUUAAAGUGGCGUUUUUUCUGAUAAGUGUCAUGGAGGUUUUAUCACUAAAAUCCAAAGUAAUGCUUUGAGUUGCACUGACAUCUGCUGGUCCUAGUGCAGGAUAAGCAUCAAUUUAUAAUACAUUUUUAUUAAAUCUGCUACAAAAAUAAACAGACUUUCUUGGGGGGAGCAGA